This is a messenger RNA of Alligator sinensis (Chinese alligator), 500 nucleotides long. RefSeq names its product laminin subunit beta-2-like. Gene Ontology annotation, cellular component: laminin trimer. The transcript has 2 exons. Gene Ontology annotation, biological process: substrate adhesion-dependent cell spreading; cell migration; basement membrane assembly. The record is from RefSeq and is a predicted model, not a curated record. Gene Ontology annotation, molecular function: extracellular matrix structural constituent; integrin binding. Lineage: Eukaryota; Metazoa; Chordata; Crocodylia; Alligatoridae. Bases 13 to 360 code for a protein of 115 amino acids.
UGCCACUUCGACAUGGCCGUGUUCCUGGCCACGGGCAACACCAGCGGUGGCGUGUGCGACGACUGCCAGCACAACACCAUGGGGCGGCGCUGCGAGCUCUGCAAGCCCUUCUACUACAAGGACCCCGGGCGCGACCUGCGGGACCCCAGCGCCUGCCUGCCCUGCGACUGCGACCCGGUGGGCUCGCUGGACGGGGGCGUGUGCGACGGCCACACAGACGUGGCGCUGGGCCUGAUCGCGGGGCAGUGCCGCUGCAAGGAGCACGUCCGGGGCGCCCGCUGCGACCGCUGCAAGGAGGCCUUCUACGGUCUGAGCCUCAACGACCCCCAGGGCUGCCAGCGUGAGUCCGAGGUGGGGUGAGGGGCUCGAUGCUCACCUGUGCCAGGUGCUGCAGGGCCAGGACAGUGCUGCAGGACCCACAGAUGGCAUCACUGGGGGUCUGGGCCAUGCAUUUGCCAUGUGGCAGCUGCGCCCCCAUCCCAGCCCUGCACCUGCCAGCG